AUGACAAGUGCUGGCAACUGGAACCGCGAAAACACCAAACCCAAAAACUACAAUGCCGAUCUGUCCAUCAAGCAAGCGGCUCGUAUCUUGGUUCUGGGCAGCCGGGACGACCCUACCAUGGUUCGUGUCUUUGAGGACGAAACCAAAUUGCCGGAUCAGACUACCAUUGUCGGUGUAGGCACGAAACGAGACGAUUUCGAUUGGGAUGCGUUACGACGGGAACCACCCACUGUGAUCCUCGUGACGACCAAGGGGAUAAAAGACUUGCUGGCGGAACUGCUGACCACACCGGAAUUGGCAUCGUCCAUUCAAUGGGUCCAUGCCAAGUCUGCCGGAAUCGAACACUGUACAUCUCCCGCAUUGGCUGCCUCUACCGUCGUCAUGAGCAAUGCCAAAGGACACUUUUCGUCCACACUGGCAGACAUUCUGGAAUUGCGGGGAGCUACCAUGGGGAUUGUUGGAUACGGUGACAUUGGUCGUGCCACUGCCAAACUAGCCCAUGCUUAUGGGAUGAAAGUGAUUGCUCUCAAACGACGACGUGUUCUGGACGACGACAAGGAUGCCUAUUGCGAGAAAAUAUACUGUGCGUCGCAGGAUCCCACUGCUUUGAAUACGGUUUGCGCCGAAAGCGAUUACAUUUACGUGGCGGCACCGUUGACACCAGAAACCGAAGGAUUGAUUGGAACAGAUCAAUUAGCUGUCAUGAAAAGCAAUGCUGUUCUGAUCAAUGUAGGGCGAGGUCCCGUGCUGGAUGAAAAAGCAGUUAUUGAUGCCUUGACAAUGGCGAAAAUAAAGGGUGCUGCCUUGGAUGUCUUUGAGCAGGAACCACUUCCAGCAGAUAGUCCCUUGUGGAAACUCAAGAAUGUUUUGCUGAGUCCUCACAACAUGGACCAGACGGAUUCGUUCCAGCAUGAGGCCACAGACUUCUUUCUGGACGAGAAUCUACCGAGGUUUUUGCGAGGACUGCCGCUCUACAACGUAGUUGACAAAGCAGCGGGAUACUAG
This is a messenger RNA of Seminavis robusta, 1005 nucleotides long. Lineage: Eukaryota; Bacillariophyta; Bacillariophyceae; Naviculales; Naviculaceae. The record is from the annotation of a GenBank genome assembly.